GUGAUCAAGAAGCUCCAGGACUUUUACACGGACACCUACGCCAAGCUGAAGAACAAGGACGAGCCCCAGCGGGAGACGCUGAAAGCCAUCCACUCCGCGUUGAACUGCUGUGGCGUGGCUGGGGGCGUGGAACAGUUUAUCUCGGACAUCUGCCCCCAGAAGGACCUACUCGAAUCCGUCUCCAUAAAGCCCUGCCCCGAGGCCAUCAGGGAGGUCUUCGAGAACAAAUUCCACAUCAUCGGCGCAGUGGGCAUCGGCAUCGCGGUGGUCAUGAUCCUCGGCAUGAUCUUCAGCAUGGUCCUGUGCUGUGCCAUCCGCAGGAGCCGCGACAUGGUCUAGAGCCGGCCGCCGGGCCCGAGCGGGAGAACGUGCCGCCGCAGCCGUGGGCGUUUUUGUCUCGUUUUUUGUAUCUCGUCACUAAUUUUAGUAUCCGCCAUGCAUCUCUAAACAAGCGAACACAGAGUUAUUUUAUAUUUGUCUCUUAAUGCUUUCUCCGAUAUCCAUAUCUGUAGGUGAGGAGUUUGGUUUGCUUCGGUUUCUACUUUUUGGUCGUUUGCUUUUGCUCGUUACGCGACGCAGAGAUCCUGCAAUGAAGGGGACUCUACUCGCUAAGACUCUAGACAAGACGUUGUACAUACAGAUGGUUUUCUGUCUUUAAAUAGAUGAAACAUCUAUCAAAUUUAAUCGGGUUGUAACUUAUUGAAGACAAUUUGAUACGUAAUAAAGAUUAUGAGACUAUC
Messenger RNA from Carlito syrichta (Philippine tarsier), 740 nucleotides. Its product is annotated as CD9 antigen-like. The transcript is spliced from 4 exons. Gene Ontology annotation, cellular component: membrane. The annotation marks the transcript as partial. Lineage: Eukaryota; Metazoa; Chordata; Mammalia; Primates; Tarsiidae. The record is from RefSeq and is a predicted model, not a curated record.